AUGGAGUACAACAAAGUUAGAGGAAUUGUUAGUGCAAAGGAGAUUUGGGACACCCUCAAGAUGUCACAUGAAGGAAAUGAUGAAGUCAAGGAGAAAAAGAUGGAUCUUCUCCAAGUAGAGUUGGAAGCAUUUGUCAUGAAGAAGGAUGAAACUGUUCAACAAAUGCAUGAUAGGCUCACCCUUCUUGUCACCGACAUCAAGACUCUUGGUAGCAAGGAUUGGGAUGAUUUCAAGGUCACAAAGAAGAUGCUUAGAGCUUAUGCACCCAAUAAUUCUGUGUUGGCAACCAUCAUUAGAGGCAAAAACUCAUAUAAGAAGAUGAAGCCAAUCAACUUGUUGAACACAUUGCAAUUUCAUGAGAUGAAUGCUCUAGAUGUUGCAAAGUCAAUUGCUAAAGAAGAAGUCAAGAUUAUUGCUCUCAAGGCCGAACCAAGCAAGACGGUAGAAACAAAUGAGAAACAAACAAAGCAAAAGAAGAAAGUUGAAUCAAGUGAUGGAGAAAGCACCGAUGAGGAACUCGCCUUGAUGGUGAAGAACUUCAAGAAGUUCAUGAAGAAGAGAAAUGUCAAGAAAGGAACAUCACAAAGAAGAUGCUACAAGUGUGGUGAAAAAGAUCACUUCCUAGCAGAUUGUCCUAAAAAUAACAACAAUGAAGAUGAAGACAAGAAGUACAAGGACAAAGGCAAAGACAAGAGUUAUGACAAGGAGAAGAGGUACAAGGAGAAGAGCAAGGAAUACAAGAAGAGAAAUGACAAGGCUCAUGUUGGUGAAGGAUGUGAGUCAAGUGACGACUCCGACAAUGAGGGCACAGCAUCACUUGCCUUGUUCACUACUUCAUCAACACCAAGGCUCUUCAACAACCUCUCUGAUGAUGAAGAUGAUCACUCCAUGUGCCUCAUGGCUAAGGGGAAUAAACUAGAAGAAGCAAUCAAGGGCAAGGAUGAACAAAUCCACGAGUUGAACAUGCUAGUUGGUAAGGGAAACCUCAAGCCAAAGAGUGACUUUAAGUCACACCCGGCUUAUGACACGGCUAGAAGGUUUCCAAGCAUUGGUGAUGGACUUGGCCUUACAAGAGGAAACAAGGUAAAUGGUACUAAGAUUGUGAAUGGCCAAGCCAUCCCACUUUGGAAGAAAGGAGCCAAUCUUAAGAAUUUGAUGACCAUAGCUCACAAUGGCUUAAAGUUAAAUAUUGACCAAGGUAAGAACAAGGUUGAGGUUACAACAAAGGUCAACACAAGCAACAAGAAGGUGCCAUAUCCCAUAUCACGCAACUACACAUUUGACUACACGGUUGUGAUUCAAAAUGGGAAGAUGGUUGUCAAGUACAUUGGUGCUCACACUAGGAGGUUGAGGAGUGUGUGGGCAUACUCCUCUGGUGGAAGUGCAUGGUUGAUUGAUAGUGGAUGUUCAAAUCAUAUGACCAGGGAGAAGGACUUGUUUACUUCUUUGGAAACGGAUGACAUACUCAAAGAAACUAUUGUCUUUGGAGACAAUAGCAAAGGAGAAGACAAGAGUGAAGUUCAAGGAAUUGUCAAGAAAUUCAUCAGAAGAGCUCAUAAUGAAUUUGAGUUGAAGAUCAAGAAUAUUAGAAGUGACAAUGGCUCGAAAUUUCGAAACACCAAGGUUGAAAUUUUUUUUGAUGAAGAAGGGAUCAAGCAUGAAUUUUCUGCUCCAUAUACUCCUCAAUAA
Messenger RNA from Panicum virgatum (switchgrass), 1689 nucleotides. RefSeq lists its product as uncharacterized. The record is from RefSeq and is a predicted model, not a curated record. The transcript is spliced from 4 exons. The coding region runs from base 1 to 1689 and encodes 562 amino acids. Lineage: Eukaryota; Viridiplantae; Streptophyta; Magnoliopsida; Poales; Poaceae. Gene Ontology annotation, biological process: DNA integration. Gene Ontology annotation, molecular function: nucleic acid binding; zinc ion binding.